UAAUAAGACGAAAAACCAGAGAGAAGAGUAUAAAGUUGAGGUAGAGGGAGUUUUGCGGUUGAGUCCGAGCGGCCAUUGCAAGUAAUCUCUCGUUGUACGUUCUGAGCCGCGUAAGCACCGAGACUAAAUUUUAAUUAAAAUAUAUAAGUGUCAGAGAUAUUAAGCGCUUUUAAAUAAACUCAAAUCAAGGGCCAUUUUAGUCGCGAGGUGCACCCUGUGAAGCCCGGGACGCACAACAAAACCCGGCCCGAUGGCUGAGACAGAUAAAUUAAACAUUGACAACAUCAUCGCUCGACUCUUGGAAGUACGAGGAUCAAGACCUGGGAAAAAUGUCCAGCUGACAGAGGGUGAAAUCCGCGGGCUGUGUCUCAAGUCACGUGAAAUAUUUCUAUCUCAACCGAUAUUACUUGAGCUAGAGGCACCGUUGAAAAUAUGCGGUGACAUUCAUGGGCAGUACUACGACUUACUACGGCUCUUUGAAUACGGCGGGUUUCCGCCUGAGAGUAACUACCUCUUCCUGGGUGACUACGUCGACAGGGGGAAACAGUCGUUAGAAACUAUAUGCCUGCUUCUUGCAUACAAGAUCAAGUAUCCAGAGAACUUUUUCCUGCUACGAGGUAAUCACGAGUGUGCCUCUAUCAACAGGAUAUACGGAUUUUAUGAUGAAUGCAAACGUCGUUACAAUAUUAAACUUUGGAAGACAUUCACGGACUGCUUCAACUGUCUACCCGUGGCAGCGAUCGUCGACGAGAAAAUAUUCUGCUGUCACGGUGGGCUCAGUCCGGAUCUACAGAAUAUGGAGCAAAUAAGACGUAUUAUGCGGCCGACUGAUGUUCCUGACCAAGGAUUACUGUGUGAUCUUCUUUGGUCUGAUCCAGACAAGGACACUAUGGGCUGGGGUGAAAACGACCGUGGAGUAUCGUUCACAUUUGGCGCCGAGGUCGUUGCCAAAUUUUUACACAAGCACGACUUUGACCUCAUAUGCCGUGCGCAUCAGGUCGUCGAAGAUGGCUACGAAUUCUUCGCAAAGCGACAACUGGUGACGUUAUUCUCAGCUCCGAAUUACUGCGGUGAAUUUGACAACGCGGGUGCCAUGAUGUCAGUCGAUGACACACUCAUGUGCAGUUUUCAAAUAUUAAAACCAGCAGACAAAAGGAAGUUUACGUACGGCGGCCUCAACUCUGGUCGACCGGUUACGCCGCCAAGAGGACCCAAUAAUAAAAACAAAAAGAAGUGAAUGAGAUUCCCGGGAGCGUAAUUUAUUGACGCGGAGUUUUUAGAAUCUUAAGACCUCUCUUAUUACAAACCCAGUAAACAACACCAUCAUUCACUUCCCACCUACUCCCGUCCCUAUUGUCAUUGAUCAAAACAACAAUAAUAUUAAUAUUAAUAAUAAUAAUAAUAAUAACAACAACAACGCAACACAACACAUUACUGAUUCAACAACGGAAGCACCUCGCGACUCCGGCCCUUGUUCACUGUGACACUCAAAGACCCAUUGUCAUUAAUCAACUCUUCGAAUAUUAAUAUUGAUAAUAAUAAUAAUAAUUAAAUAUAUAAAGAUGAAAAAUAAAAAAAAAAAAAAGAAUAAAUAAAUAAAUAAAAUGAUCGAGCAAUGAUUUUCAUAAUAAUGAAGACGAGAAUCCCAAUCCCCGGAGCUUGCGCCGUCGCGAAUUCUCUUUACAAAGAAGCUGAUUAUUUAAUUUACCAGUAAAGUUCCAAGUAAUUAUCUGGACUUUUGAAUGCUUGUUAAAAGUUUAUAUUUUUAAAACAAAUUAAGAUUUAAUUAUUUUUCGGUAUUGCGUGGUAGUAUGUUUAAUUGUAAAUCUUAAUCAGUAUAAAUAUUACGAUAUUUUUUUUUUUUUUUUAUAACUUAAUUAUUCAAUAAGGAAUUACUCGUGUGAAUAUAAUGAGAGGUAAUAAGAAUUGAUGUUAUUUAAAAAAAAAAAAAAUUAUAUUCAAAAAUAAUAAUUAUAUAAAUUUGUAUUUGUCGCUUUGUCUUAAUCAUUGGAUUAGUUGUCGUUGAUCGUAAUUGAAUCUUACUAUUGUUAAUUAUUUUUGUCUGUUUAAUUCACUAGCGUUUUAUUAUUUUUAUAAUUAUUCAUAACUUGAUAAAUUAUUUAUAUUUAUUCAUUAAGUUAUGAAUAAUGCGAUACUAAAAUUUAUUAAAUAUAAAUUUAAAUUAAUUUAAUAAAUAAUGAUAAUAAUUGUAUCUGUUUGUUUUUUUAUGGCGUAGUAAUGUUUUGCCAAAGUACAAAAAUUAUAAUGAAAACGUGAGUUACGUCAUGUGAUUUUGACCUCGCUUAGAGUCUUAUGUUCACCCACGCACUUAAAUAUAUGUUAAACCCAAUGGCCCCCAUGUAUUAUCAGCCAUUUUGACUACGCACGCCCAGUUUCUUUUUUGUCUAUUAAUAUUUUUUUUUUUUGUUUAAUUUUCAUGCACACUCAAUUUAUAAAUUGAGCCAUCUUUGAAAUUUACAAUAAAAAAAAAUCAAUUUAAAUACUUGGAACGAGUUUUAAUAAAAUGAGAGAGAAAAAAUGAAGAAAGAGAUUUCUUGAUCCAAUAUGCGAUAUAAACUUGGCACGCUAUGCCUUUUAAUUUUCGCAAACAAAUAAUUCCAUCCAUGCACUGAUGAGUAAAUUGUCAUGACAAGAGAAUGCAAGAGAGAGGCUGUAUAAAAAAAAAAAAUAUGUACGAGUGAAAUUACUAAGUUUAAAUUAACCGCGUGUUAAAGAAUGGAGAUAAAAAAAAAAAACUUAAUUAUUUAUUGAAAUAAUUAUUUUAGCUCCGAGUUUAUCGAAUUGCUUAAAGAUGUUGAUGACUUGCAAAAUGUCUCCGGUCUCGUCUUCCAAUCAUUGUCAAUCUUUUUGUUUUUCUUUUAAACUUUUUUUUACACCAACAAAUCAUCAAUAUCAUUAAACUUAAACUAUCAAAUAAAUUUACAUUACACUAAUAAAGCGAAUCAGCAGAAUCGUAAGAAAAAAAAAACGAACAGCGAAUGAGAGUGAGAAUAAAAAAAAUCUAACAAAGGUCAACUUUCUUCUCGACAAAUGUAUAUCGAGAUAUUUGUAUUUAUUAAGUAUCAUUCAUUAUUAUAUCUCUUUAUUUUUUCAUUAUAUAUAAAUAUAUAUGCAUAAUUAUAUAUCUAUAUAUAUUUUUUUUUGUUUCUUAUCACGUCAUCGAAUGUCAUUGCCAUCAAAUCAUCAGCGAUUUUUUUCUUCAUUAUAAUUUUUGGAUUAUAAAUUAUAAAUAAAUUGUAACGCAUCAACACAAAUAGACUCGAUGACAUUGUUGUAAAAAUUAAAUGCACAACAGAAUGAACAAACAAUUUAAAUGGACAUGGAGAUGCCAUAUAAACAUUUAUUCAUAAACAUAAAACAAAAAAUGCACUAUUAUAUCAAGAAUUCAUAAUUAUUCACUUGCGCGCCCCGCCUACAUCCUCCUAAUUACUCUCCUUCACUUAUUCUCCCUCAUAUAUGUACAUUAAAUGAAAAAAAAUUUUUUUUUUUUUACAAAAAUAAAAACACCUUAAACAAAUAAUUAAGUUUUUUUUUUUUAAUCAUUGUGACUUCAUUUGAUCAUUUUAUAAAUAACAAUAAAUAUUUAUCAUCAUUCAGUUUU
Messenger RNA from Microplitis demolitor, 3622 nucleotides. Its product is annotated as serine/threonine-protein phosphatase alpha-2 isoform. The record is from RefSeq and is a predicted model, not a curated record. The coding region runs from base 251 to 1237 and encodes 328 amino acids. NCBI's taxonomy places the organism in Eukaryota, Metazoa, Arthropoda, Insecta, Hymenoptera, Braconidae. Gene Ontology annotation, molecular function: protein serine/threonine phosphatase activity. The transcript is spliced from 5 exons. Gene Ontology annotation, cellular component: cytoplasm; nucleus.